Hirsutella rhossiliensis is the source of this 2238-nucleotide messenger RNA. Its product is annotated as fungal zn(2)-Cys(6) binuclear cluster domain-containing protein. Gene Ontology annotation, biological process: DNA-templated transcription; regulation of DNA-templated transcription. The record is from RefSeq and is a predicted model, not a curated record. Gene Ontology annotation, molecular function: zinc ion binding; DNA binding; DNA-binding transcription factor activity, RNA polymerase II-specific. The transcript has a single exon. The coding region runs from base 1 to 2238 and encodes 745 amino acids. Gene Ontology annotation, cellular component: nucleus. Lineage: Eukaryota; Fungi; Ascomycota; Sordariomycetes; Hypocreales; Ophiocordycipitaceae.
AUGAGCCAAAUCGACGACGACGUUCAGUUUCACUCCCGCCAUGCCUUGGCCUCUCAAUCGUCGCCCUCGCCCUCGCCCUCGCCCUCGCGUCUCAGCAACAACCCGUCGCCCGCCCAGCAUCACCGCCACCACGGCCCCAGAAAGUCGUCGUCGACCUGCGCCACCUGUCGCGCCCGCAAGGUCCGCUGCAACGGCGCCCGCCCCCGCUGCUCCAACUGCCAGCGCCUCGCCUUCCCCUGCUCCUACGUCGACGCCGAGUGCUCCUCGGCCCUGCCCCGCCGCCGCGUCAAGCAGGCCUGUCUGAGCUGCCACGGCCGCAAGGCCCGAUGCUCCGGCCAUCUGCCCGCCUGCGACCGCUGCCGCGCCCAGGGACUCGACUGCGUCUAUCGCCCGGGCAAGCAGCCGGCAACCGUCGCCUCUGCCACGAGCCCCCAGAGCCAUGCGAGUCUCGCCGCCGACAGCCCUCGGCCGCCCCUGGACCCGGAGCCCGAAUGUCCCCUGGAUGAGCCCUUUGGUGCACUCAUAGCCCGCACCUUUGACCUCUUCUUCCGCCAUGUCCACCAUAUCCCCAUGUACUCGUUCCUGCAUCGCGCCUCCCUCAUGGCCCAGCAUGCCGCCGCCAAGGUCGACAAGCCGCUGCUCCUCGCCCUCGUCGGCAUCACCUCGUGCCUCACCGACAUGGGCCCCGGCCUCCGCGACUACGGCAACCGCUGCAUCGACGACGCCGAGGCCCUCAUCUUUGCCGACUACACGCGUCCCUCCACCUUCAAGGUCCAGGCCCUCGUCUUUAUCAUCAAGCACCGCAUCCUCUCCAACAAGUUCGCCAGCGCCUUUGUCCUCUUCGCCGUCGUCUCGCGCUUCGCCGCCGCCCUGCGCCUCAACUACGACAGCCCGGGCCUCUGCUUCCUCGCCCAGGAGUCGCGGCGCCGCCUCAUGUGGUCCCUGUACUGCAUGGAUUCCGGCGUCUCCAGUGGCCAUCGCGACUUUGCCCUCUGGCGCGCCGAUAAGAUCCACCUCACCUUGCCCUGCAACGAGCGCAACUUUGAGUUUGACCUGCCGCAGCCGGCAGAGAAGCUCGUGCCCGACCCGGACGAGCCCGAACCCCCGCUGCCCGAGGAUGUCGGCAGUCUGGCCCUUCACGUCCGCAUCUUCCACAUCCGCCAGAGGAUACUCGAGUUCUCCAAGGACACCCUCGCCAGCCGCAGCGUCACCAACGUCCACCUCCAGUCCACCGUCCUGUCCCUUGACGCCGAGCUCGACGACUUCGCCAACAGGCUCCCCACCUCUUUCCAGUUCUCGGAAAACUCUCUCCGCCUGCGCGCCUACUCGCCGCGCAUAUGCGUCUUCGUCAUGAUCCACGUCUGGUGGCGCCAGUGCCACUGCGACUUGCAUCGCCUGGCCCUGGCCGGCUUCCGCGAGUCGCUGCCCCCGUCCCGGCUGGAGAGCCUCGACACCAGCUUCAUACGCCACUGUCAGCGGCAGUGCCUCGACCACUCCCUCGCCAUGGCCAGCAUCUUCGUCGCCAUGCAGAGGCUGGGCGUCAAGCCCGUCGCCGACCUGGACCUGGCCCUGUGCGCGUACCAGUGCGCCCGCAUGCUCAAGUACAUCUACCUCGUCAACGCCGACGCCUUCGGGCUCACCGCCGAGGCAGUCACCGACCAGGCAAAGGUCUGCCUGCGGGCCAUUGAGCAGUGCUGCAGGGGCCCCGCCGCCGCCGCCAUCGCCUCGGAGCUGGCCUCCUGGAUCAGCCACGGAAUCGCCGCCCAGUCGCCGCCCGCCCAGCUCGCCAGCCCGGGCACCUUUAGGCUCAACGGCGGGCCCGUCGGCCACGGCCCCGCCCGCCACCCCGUCCUGAGGAGCAUCGAGCUGUCUGACGACCCGGACGUCGUCUCGGCCACGCGCAGCACCUUUGGUCCCACCCCGGCCAACAGGGCCAGCCGCCUCUCCCUCCCGUCCGCCGCGGCGUCCGACGCCCUCGAGACGGCGGCGGCGGCAGCACACACGGGCUUCGGCGACGCGGACCACCUCGACGCGCAGAGGCCCCGCACGAGGAGCGCCGCCGCCGACGACCUGCCGCCCCCCGAGCUGAACAAUGCCUACGAGGGCGCCCUCGACGGCCUGGGCCUCGACGGCGGGCUGGACCUUGCGCUGGGCUUGGAUGCUGCUUCGUGGCCGUCGAGUCAGGAGUGGUGGGCGUGGCCCGAGUUUCUGAAUGGCGCUGGCAUCGGGGGCGUCUGA